Molecule: messenger RNA, 1186 nt
Organism: Colias croceus (clouded yellow)
Lineage: Eukaryota; Metazoa; Arthropoda; Insecta; Lepidoptera; Pieridae
Exons: 4
Coding region: 103-906 (267 amino acids)
Source: RefSeq, a predicted model, not a curated record
CGAACAUCGGCGCGUGCGCAUAUAAUUUAAAUUACAUUAUUUAUUAUUACAUUAAUUGUUAGUUUAUUAAGUGUGUGAAGUGCAGUGAAUUUAAUACUCAAAAUGACACAUUGGAAGAUAGUUCUCUCAAUUCUGUUUAUCGCAAGUGAACAAACAAUGGGCUCUGAAGAUAGAUAUCUACGCUACGUCAAAGACAGCUGCAUCGUAAAAGGCGAGGCUUUAUCCUGCGUCAAGUACAAGGCUUUGAAAAUCGCCAAGAAAACCCUUUUCGGCGACGUGAGCAGUAAUGAAACUAUCAUUGCGAAUGACGUCAUAAGCUUCGUACCUUUGAACUCGGAUGUUCUAAAAGACAUUAAUGUUACUGAAGAAGUUGAUCUGUUGAGAGACGGUCAGAGGAGCAUUAUUUCUGAGUGGACGGAGAUCGCUAAAUACUUUAUGAGUUUGGUUCGUGAUUUCUUCAAAAUGAGAGGACUGAGGGUGAACCUGCCGCAUGGAGCAAGGACUAUUGAGGAACCGGACACUGAAGAUGAUGGUCGUGGCAAAAAGAAGAAGCUGGCAAUCAUGAUCCCAUUUCUGAACCUGCUAGCAACACUGAAGACGAAGAUGUUGCUUAUCCCAAUUCUGUUGGGUGUCAUGCUGAUCAAGAAAUUGUUGCUUGUUGCUGCCUUGUUGGUACCCAGUUUGCUGAGCACUUUGAAGGCUUGCAAGCAGCACCAUCCAAUGACACACUACUCAUAUUUCGGCAGUGAUGCAUCUGACUACAACUCGGAUUAUUCCAAUAGCUACGCAUAUUCCUCAGGAGGUGGGUACGGGAAGGAUUGGCCAUCUAACAGGGCAUACACGAUUGCCAAACAUCGGCCAACACCCGCCCCGGUGUAUAUCACAGCCCCUGGUACUGCCAAAUAAUAGAAUUAUCUAGAAUAAAUACAGCUUAUGGACCUUCACAAUGGGCAGCAUUGGGCGUGUAGAAUCACGAUAGUGUAUAGGGCCUAAAUGUCUAUGAUCGGUCAUCAUUGUAGAUGUUUAUUCAUAAUCGCCGUAAUGGCAGCAAACAUCAACGAUCAUUUGUUGGGCCAAUGUUGCCCAUUGUGGACAGGGCCCAUUAAAUAUUAUAUCUAGGUAGGUAUAUCUAGAUAGGCUCCUGAAUUGAUAAAACUCUCAGCAGCCAAAAGUAUUUAAAUUGUUA